UGACCUUUGGAAAAGGCGAAACAGCACUGAGAUAAAGUGUCUUUCAGCUAGUUUUUAAGUCUUCGAUUGACACUGAGAGUCUAUUGCAGGAAAAUGAUAAACCUCUUACAGUGGAGAGCCAGCAUUGGAAUGUGGAAUCUUUGUCAAGUUACAACUGUUCCUAGCUGUUGUAGUGGAAAUAAGGGAAACUCUAGAGAGGGCAGCAAAACAAGAUCCAGCAACAGAUGUACUAGGAAUAUUUUUGGCAGCUUUGUAGGAUGUAACUUAUUGUGUUCUUUCCUCAUUAUUAUUAUGAUAUUAUCAGGAGAUAUUGAACUGAACCCUGGUCCAGUAACAGACAGUCCAAAUAAUAUAUUAAGAAAAAACUAUGUUGACCUCACUGAGGCCAUCACUGCCAACCUUUGCAUCAUAGCCUACACAUUGUACGCUAAAGAAUUGAUAUCAUUUGAAACUCUUAAUUACAUACUAACUACUACUGGAGUAUCUCAUUUACAAAAAGCUGGCUACUUAGUGUCUAAAUUACAGGCACAGUUAAACUCAUUUCCUAACCCAGAAGAUGAGAAGUACUAUUUGGUUAAUGUCUGCCAUGCAUUUAAAUUGACCAGUGAUAAAUUUUGCUCAUCAGCUCGAAUUGCUUCCUGUAUGCUACAACAAUUAGGUCAAGGCCAGCAAAUUGCCACAGAUCUACUACCAAAUGAAGUUCACAAAUACGCUGAGAUUAUGAAACAGGAAUACAAAGUUCAGCCUGUUGUUGUUUCUGACUGGCCACCGAAGAUUGAACAAGACUAUUUUGGUAGAUUAGUUAUAGUAGAGAAGGAAUCUUCAAGCAUAAAAUCAGGAAAUAAAAUGUCAGCAUGGCACAUGCUAAGAGGACAAAUAGAUAUGAUUCCUACGUUUUCAGGAUACAUAGAGGUAACUGUUGAAAAUGAUAUCCUUUGUCCAAACAGUUCUUCGCCUGUCCGAGUACUAAUAGAUGGUCCUCCUGGUAUCGGAAAGACAACACUCUGUCAUAAGCUUUUGAAAAUGUGGUCUGAUGGAGAACUCAUUCAACAUUAUGAUCUGAUACUUUAUUGCCCGUUGAGAAAUGAAAAAAUAGCUACAGCUCAAACAUUUGCAGGCCUUUUUGAAAAUGAAUGUCAUGAAGUUGUCAUGGUAAGUAAGUGGUUUGAGGAAGAAAAUGGAAAAGGAUUACUAAUAAUAUUGGAUAGAUGGGAUGAAUUAAAUUUAGAGCUACAAAAGUCAUCAUUAGUAACUAGCAUCAUUAAAAGAAAGCGUUUAUGCAAAAGUUCAGUAGUUGUUACAUCUCGUAGCCAUGCCUCAUCAAAACUGUCAAGAAUCACUUCUUUUAACAAGCAUUUCCAGGUAAUUGGGUUCUCUGAGGAAGAAAUAUCUAGAGUAAUAAUACAAACACUUCAAAAAGAUAGUGAAAAAGCAAAAAAAAUUCUUAAAAAAAUUAUCAUUGAUCUAACAGAUUAUGAAGAAGGAUAUGAUGUUGUUAAUGUGUAUCCUUGCAAUUUUGAACUAGUGCACACAGACGAUCCAAAUGAAAAUUCACAACUAGCUGUAAAGCUCAUCAAUGACCUUAAAAUAAGAAAAGAUGUCCAAUCACUGUGUUAUGUGCCACUAGUUUGUUCUAUGGUCAUUUUAGUUUAUUGUAAAAAUGAAGGGCAUUUGCCAACAUCACUCACAGAAUUGUACAAUAAUUUUAUCUUACAAACUAUCAGAAAGCAUGUAGAAAAAAAGUCGAUGGAUGAGAUCGAUCCUUAUUCGCUAGAUAAUCUUUCUUCAUUGCCAACACAGUUACUCAUUCCUUUUAAAGAGCUAUGUCAUUUAGCCUAUACUGGCCUGGCUGAAACAAAAAUGACAUUCGCUUCAAGUUACCUACGGCAGUUAGCAAAUGAGGCAGUAAAAGAAGAAUACCUUGGAUUGAUAACAACAUUUAGAGAAUACGAUGAAGAAAUACAUCAGUUCAUUCAUUUAACCAUUCAAGAAUUUCUAGCUGCAUGGUGGAUUGUUCAAUUUGAGACUGACACAGAAAAGGUAUUUAAAAAUCAUUUUAAUGAUGAUCACUUUCAAAUGUGUUUGAGAUUUGUGGCAGGUCUCAGUCAUCUUGAGCAUGAAAGCUAUCAAAAAUAUUUUAGAAAUGUAAAAUAUGAUUUACAGUGCAGAAGAAAUGCACUGUUUAGAUUUGAAGCAUGUAAAAGCUUUAGUUUUUACAAUAGCAGUUCUCCUGAUUCAGAAUGCAAGACUUUUCUUUGUGAGAAAAAUGAUGAAAUUAUUCUACUUCUUCAACUCUUAUACGAGUCACAGAAUCAAAAAUUAUGCCGCAUCUUUUCACAAUCAUUUACCAACCACUCAAUAUGUUUAAAGCGCUUGAAUAACAUAUCCCGUUUUGACUGGUUGUGCUUCAGCUACCUUAUAAACAAUUCUCAAAUAAAAUGGAACUGUUUACAUCUCGAAAAGUAUUCCCUUGGGUGCAUCAUAAUAUCAAUUUUCACUGAUGAGCUAACCAACAAUUCUCAACCAACACCACCUCAUUGUGAAAGGCUAGAUGUAUUUUUAAAUCAGCCCACUGAUCAAUUAGUACUUACUUUACUAAAACCACUACCAAUACAAAAUAUACAAGAGUGCUAUUACAACUUUUAUAUGGGUAAGUAUACCCCUUCGUAUGCACUGCUACAAUUUUUGUGCCUACCUCAAAUAAAAAUACUACAUAUCAAAACACAAUGUUUUUCUCAAUCUGAUGAUGCAAAAUACACUGACAUGUGCAGUGAACAAAUAAAGCAGCACAAAACACUAAAAGAAAUGAAUUUAAACUGUUGUCAAGUGAGCCUUGUCAUUAGCAUCAUAAAAGGGCUAGCUUAUAACGAAACUAUCAAGUCAUUCACAGCAUAUGAGUCAAGCAAUUCAAUUGGUAUAAUUUUUAAAACUAGUAAUACACUUCAUUUUUUGUCUGCAGACGCAUUUGAAGAAUUGCUGCAAAGCAAUAAAACAUUACAAUCACUUUCAUUGCACAUGCUUGGUUAUAAAUUACCACCACUGGAGGUACAAGACAUUGACAUGCAAUUGAAAGCACUAGAAAUAGAUGCAACUGUGUCACCACUCCUUCCACACAUAAAGGGACUGCGUUGUUUGAUACUACCAAUAUGUUAUUCACCACAACUAAUAUUUGACUCUCAUCCCAAGAUAUGACAACUAACAGUACCGAUAGACACAGCUGAACAUGCUAUUGAACUCUUUAGUAUUCUUCAAACCAAUAAUACACUGAAGUUUCUAAGUGUAAAAAUAGGUGACAAAAGUGUAUUUACCAGCAGUAUGGGUGCUUGUCUACAAGAAAUGUUAAAACAAAAUAAAAAAAUUCAACUUCAAGCUGCAAGGAUAAGAAAGAGUCCUUUAUUCCAAUAAACUAAAUAUUUUUAUCCUCUCUAUUAGCAGGUCUCAGGCAGAAUAAUGGGAUAGCACAACUCAGUUUACCAAUUGAACUUGAUGCAACUACAAACAAACAGAUAAAAGCUCUGUUUGAUGUCACUUCUAAAAUGAGUCAUUUAAAUGAGAUUCAGAUGUACUUCACACUGGACAAUAAUGAUACAGACAAAAUGUCAGAACUAUUUUUAGUGUUCUAUGUGCAAUGCCUACCUAUCAGUAACAUGCUACAAUCAGACACAGCCAUCAAGCUAAUGAAAAUAGUGUGCAAUAUUGAUAGUUCAAAUGAAACAACAAAACCUGAAUAUUUAUUUUCUUUAGGGACUUUUUCUGAAGCUGUUUUACUGAACUGUUCACUUGAAUAUAUAAGAAUUGACAUUGAUAUGUUUGUAUCAAUUUUACUGAAAGAAAUCAUCAAUGUAAUGAAAGAUACCAUGAAAGAAAGGGAAGAUUCAAGACAAUUGCCAAUAAUAGAACUAAAUGUAGGUACAAUUUGACACAGAAAAUUGUAUCUUGCUACACUUGUACAUAUAGUCUAUACAAAGUAAUGUCAUGUUUAUUGCUACUAUAUUUUGUACUUUCUAAUUAGCC
Amphimedon queenslandica is the source of this 4014-nucleotide messenger RNA. RefSeq lists its product as uncharacterized. The transcript has 3 exons. Bases 94 to 3192 code for a protein of 1032 amino acids. NCBI's taxonomy places the organism in Eukaryota, Metazoa, Porifera, Demospongiae, Haplosclerida, Niphatidae. The record is from RefSeq and is a predicted model, not a curated record.